Molecule: messenger RNA, 1461 nt
Organism: Wyeomyia smithii (pitcher-plant mosquito)
Lineage: Eukaryota; Metazoa; Arthropoda; Insecta; Diptera; Culicidae
Product: centrosomal protein of 135 kDa-like
Exons: 7
Coding region: 46-1452 (468 amino acids)
Biological process (GO): regulation of cilium assembly
Cellular component (GO): centrosome
Source: RefSeq, a predicted model, not a curated record
UAAGGACAGUUAAAUUCACGCUGAAGGUUAAAAAUUCUAGUAAAAAUGUCGAUUAAUUCCUUGUCGCACAGUUUCGAGGAAGAACCCAUUUCCGGACUGAUCAGUAAACUAGACGAUCUCGAAAAUACAAUAAGCCAUUUGGAGCUCGACGUUCGAAAUGAGCUACACACCCAACGACUGUUGGAUCGUUGCGAACUGAAUCUUGCUGCACGGUGUGCGGAUCCGUCUGAAACGGAUGCCCAAGGUAAGCGACUAAGUGGCGAAUCCAUUCCGAGCACAUUCGGCGAAUGCAGCUGCCGUUGCAGUCAGGCGCUGGCAAUCUAUCUGGAGCAGCUGCGGCAAGCAAAACUAGAACAGGAACAACUCCUGCGGCAUCUUAAGAUGCGAGAAGAGCAGCUUCAGCUGUACCGCUCAAAAAUGCUAGAAACCAACGCGAUCGUUGAGCACCAAAAGGAACAAAUCCGUGCCCUGGUUGAGAAGGAAAAAAUGGUAACGGAAAAAAUUAAUUUCACUUUGGAGGAAGAAAACCAAACCUUGAUGCAAGAAAUCAACCAGCUGAAAAGACUUCCGGACGAACUGCGGGUGCGAGAGCGGGCUCUCCGAGACGCCAACAAGGAACUGCAGGAGACGAAGCUGACACUCAAAUCGCUGCUGCUAGACAUCGAAACCGGGCUGGAAACCUGCGAGGACAUUUCCGGUGAACUGCAGCAAGAACGAACCCGUGCCUUUCAAACGAUGACCGAAAUCGACCAGGAAAAGCGUAAAGUUAUUACAUGGGUCGCUAAAUACAGUGAGCUGAAGCAGCAGUACGAAUCAGCCCUGCAGCAAAAAGAAUCCGUUGAUCAAUUGGUUGCCGAACUUCGGGAAAAGUCGCUGCAAUUGGAUCAGAUGACUAAAAAGUACGAAGCGAUCAAAGAGGAGAGCAGCAAAUAUCUUUCGAAGGUAGAAAGCGAAUAUAGCCAGCAGGAGAAGAAGUUGAACAAGCGAGUAGUCGACCUAGAAUGCGAAAAUCAGUGUUUGAAGGUCAAACUAAACGACCAGAGCUUUAAAACAUCGGACACUUCUCACAAGAUGCACUUGGAACUUUUGAGUCUGGAACAAAAGUUCAAAGAAGCUCAGGAGGAAAUAAGUGCUUUGAAACGUUUCAACGAAGCAACAGCAGCCGCCGCGGAGUAUGUAACACGCAAAAAGCAAACCUCUGGUAAUGAUUCCGAUUCGCCCUCCCUGAGUCCACCGUUUUGCAGUAUGUGCGCUGUUGAAACAUCCGAAAGAUUGAAAUCUUUGGGAGAUAUUUGCUCGUCUCCCUACCAAAACUCUGGUUCUGAAAACGACACUAGCGAUCGGUCAUUGGAAGAUACAACAAUCCCCGAUAUGCUUGAAGCGACGUGUACAUUUGCUUUUCACAACCUGCGCAGAUUGAUGAAUGGGUCGCGUCCAACUCUACCCACUUGAGUGUCGUUC